Molecule: messenger RNA, 1084 nt
Organism: Diorhabda carinulata
Lineage: Eukaryota; Metazoa; Arthropoda; Insecta; Coleoptera; Chrysomelidae
Exons: 2
Coding region: 73-1071 (332 amino acids)
Biological process (GO): mitochondrial respiratory chain complex III assembly
Cellular component (GO): mitochondrial inner membrane
Molecular function (GO): protein binding
Source: RefSeq, a predicted model, not a curated record
UUUAGCACAUCUGUCAAAAUUGUCGUCUUAGUUUUAAGUUCAUAAUAUCAAAAUUCAUGUUCAUUCAUUUUCAUGUUGUCACUCUUCAGAAGUGUUAAAAUUUUUUGUUUAAUACCAGCGAUUUUUAAAAAAAGCCUACAAACAUUUAUCAAAGAUAAUAUCAAACCAACGAGAUCUUGGCGAUGUACACCGUUCGUAACUCUUAUCCCUUCCAUAGCACCCAAACUGAUAAGCUCUGAAAUCACUCCUUUUGAUGUAGAAGAAAAUAUUGGCGAGCUACUAAACUUGGUUAGACACGCAAUAGAUCGUGGAGAAAUAGAAAAAGCCGAGGCUAUUCUAGAAAUUGGAAUUAAAAUUUGCGAGGAAUAUCAGUCCUAUUUUGCUCUUCCUUAUAUGUACGAUGUACUAGCUUCUAUUGCUUUAGCAACUGGAAAAUUAGGGAAAGCCGAAAAUCUUUUAGUGAGAGUUAUAGAAAAAAUGAUUCAACUGGAUAUAGCGGAAGACAACGAUCAAAUGAUUGAUUUCAAACUCCGACUCUCCAGAAUUUAUAGUUUGUAUCAUGAAGACUUACUUGCUGAAAUAGGUUUCAGCACGUGUCUCAAGGAACAAGAAAAUAAGAUUUUAAACGGCGACACCUCUACGAAAACCGGACUGAUUUACAUAAAUUGUUUAUUUUUCUACGGACUUCAUAAAAUGAACACUUCGGAGCAUAAAACUGCAAAAAAACUCAUCGAUUCUGCAUAUAGUUACGCAAUGAAAUUGAAAGGACUAAGCCCCUACCAAGAAUUAAUGAUAUUAGGAACAUUGGCAGAUCUUAAUACGGAAAUGCAAGACUAUGAAAUCGCUCUCCAAAAUGUAAAUAGCGCUAUAAUUCUAAGUAAAGGUGUUGGAAGUUUAGAUUUACCAAAAUUAUAUUUGAAACUCGCUAAAAUAUACAUCAAAUUAGAUUCUUAUAACAUUGCCCAUGACUGGUUACAAGAGGCAUAUAAGUUAGGGGAAUUGUUUAGCGACGCAAGAGUGGUAGAUGAAGCAAAAGGUCUUAUAGAAGACAUUAAUGUGAGAAUAUUUUAAAUAUAGACAAAAA